Messenger RNA from Syngnathus typhle (broad-nosed pipefish), 4628 nucleotides. It is a transcript of the gene unc5cb, whose product is annotated as unc-5 netrin receptor Cb. Gene Ontology annotation, molecular function: protein binding; netrin receptor activity. The transcript is spliced from 25 exons. Gene Ontology annotation, biological process: netrin-activated signaling pathway. Lineage: Eukaryota; Metazoa; Chordata; Actinopteri; Syngnathiformes; Syngnathidae. Gene Ontology annotation, cellular component: membrane. The coding region runs from base 741 to 3854 and encodes 1037 amino acids. The record is from RefSeq and is a predicted model, not a curated record.
ACCUGCAGGGGGCAGUAUUGGCACACCAAUUGCUUGUCAGCCGUGGGAGUUGAUGGAGAAACUCAGCAACAGCCUUCCACAUUCUAAUGAGAUCCAAUACGACGCUGUCAAAGAGGGAUCCAUUUAGGCCAUCCUGGGUGUCAGGACAGACCGAUUCCCUUGGAAGUUAAACUGCAACAGUCACUUAAGACUCGAGCGCUCUUUCCAGUCGGCUACGACGUCCCUCGUCGCCACCCGGCCACGAGGAAAAAGAAGAAAAAAAAAAGGUCAAAGCAAUUUAUAUGUGACACAUCGACUUUGAUCGCUUUGUCAUCGCCUUGGGGGCCGAACUCGCCUCUCUCACCGGUACCGCCGCCUCCAACGGCACGUACUUAUUGACACAGACAGAUGGGCGCACGUGGACGCGCACGUACGUGCACACACGUCAACUGCAGUUUGCAUGAGCAGUCUGCUGAGAGCGCGCUGUCAUCAACCACAAGAAGCAUCACAAGUCUUGAGGGGGUGCGUCAAACACGAGGGUUCUGAGCUCCAGGACCGGAAUGGCCAAAGAAGGACAGCUUGAAGAAUCGGCCAGAGUUGAACGCACCACCGCUGGUUGCUCUCCAACAAGGACGAUCGAUGACUGCUGCAGUCAGAACUGGCCGAAGAGAACACUAAAACCAGGAAAACUAAUGUGGUGAUCACCACCAGCGGAGGGCCAAUGCCCAAGCACCCUCUUAUUGACCUUCCUCACUGUUUUGAUGACGAUCCCAAAUUUUUGGGACGAGCUAGCGGUCUGUGACUCGAGGAUAAGGCGAGGGUCUCCGCCAUUGUCAUCCGAACGACGAGGUUUAGCCUCAUGUCGCUUCUCUCGCUCCAUUUCAGGUCUUCAGUCUGGUGUGCACAAAUUGGUCACUGGGUGGCAGUAUAAAAUAGUCAUGCGAACAGAAGAAGACUAUCACCCUACCACGCGCCCCGGGGAGCGGAAAAUUGGCUCCUCCGUCAUGGGCCACGACCCUGCUAGAGACGCACGGAGAGGAGCGAGGAGGUCCCCGCCGGAGAUGCUCACCCUGCCGGUGCUGCUGCCGCUUCUGCUCCUGUCCACGGUCCGCACCAGCCUGGCUCAAGUGGACGAUGACUUUAUAGGUCUCAGCGAGUUGCCGGAAACCUUCCCCUCGGACCCCCCUGAGCCGCUGCCCGUGUUCCUGAUGGAGCCUGAGGAGGCCUACAUCGUCAAGAACAAGCCAGUCAACUUGUACUGCAAAGCCACGCCGGCUACGCAGAUCUACUUCAAGUGCAACAGCGAGUGGGUUCACCAGAAGGAGCACACGGUGGAGGAGCGCGUGGACGAGAACUCUGGUCUGGUGGUGAGGGAAGCCAGCAUCGAGAUCACUCGCCAGCAGGUGGAGGAGCUCUUUGGACCCGAGGAUUUCUGGUGCCAGUGUGUGGCCUGGAGUUCGGCUGGGACCACCAAGAGCCGCAAAGCUCACGUCCGCAUCGCCUACCUAAGGAAGACUUUUGACCAAGAACCGCUGGGGAAGGAAGUGUCACUGGAACAGGAAGUGUUGCUCCAGUGUCGCCCACCUGAAGGCAUCCCAAUGGCUGAGGUGGAGUGGCUGAAAAACGAGGAGGUGAUCGACCCCGCCGACGACAGGAACUUCUACAUCACCAUCGACCACAAUCUGAUCAUCAAGCAGGCGCGUCUCUCCGACACGGCAAACUACACGUGCGUGGCCAAGAACAUCGUGGCCAAGCGACGGAGCACCACUGCCACCGUCAUCGUCUACGUAAAUGGCGGCUGGUCGACAUGGACCGAGUGGUCGGUGUGCAACAGCCGCUGUGGGCGGGGCUACCAGAAACGCACACGUAGCUGCACCAAUCCGGCGCCACUCAACGGUGGCGCCAUCUGCGAGGGGCAAGGCAUCCAGAAGCUGCCGUGCAAUACUCUCUGUCCAGUGGAUGGCCUGUGGACAGAGUGGACUAAGUGGUCCACAUGUGGGACCGAGUGCACCCACUGGAGGAGGAGGGAAUGCGGCGCGCCGGCACCCAAAAACGGGGGCAAGGACUGUGAGGGCACGGUGCUGCAGUCCAAGAACUGCACGGACGGCCUGUGCAUGCAGAGUUCCUUAUAUCAGAAGUCAGCUGAGGCUAAAGGCAAGCUUGAUUUGGGAAAUACAUUGGCCCCCAGCACGGACGACGUGGCUCUCUACGUGGGCAUCGUCAUCGCUGUGAUCAUGUGCCUGGUCAUCUCCGUGGUGGUGGCGCUCUUUAUCUACCGGAAGAACCACCGUGACUUUGACUCGGACAUCUUGGACUCGUCCGCCCUCAACGGAGGCUUCCAGCCAGUCAGCAUCAAGACGGCGAGGAAAGCCGAUCUCCUCACGGCACCCCCUGAUCUGACCUCGGCGGCCGCCAUGUACCGAGGCCCCGUCUACGCCCUGCACGACGUGGCCGACAAAAUCCCCAUGACCAAUUCGCCCCUGUUGGACCCCCUGCCCAACCUCAAGAUUAAAGUGUACAAUUCGUCCGGCCUGGUGACGCCGCAGGACGACCUGGGAGGCGAGUUUUCCUCCAAGCUGUCGCCCAAGCUGCCGCACUGCCUGCUGGACAACGGCGACGGCACCAUGGGUCGGCGCACGCAGACGCUGUUGCGAUCCAGAGACCCCUCCUGCACCGCCGUGGGUUCCUUCAGCUCGCAGGGUGGACAUCUCAUUGUCCCAAACUCAGGUGUGAGUCUGCUUAUCCCAGCAGGAGCCAUCCCGCAGGGUCGCGUGUAUGAAAUGUACGUGACUGUCCAGAGGAAGGAAAGCUUGAGGCCCUCGGUGGAAGACGGGCAAGCGGUUUUGAGCCCUGUGGUGAGCUGCGGUCCGCCGGGCGGCCUGUUGACGCGCCCCCUGGUGCUCACCAUGCAUCAUUGCGCCGUGUCAGACGGCCAACAAGACUGGUUGAUCCAGCUCAAGAGCCAGUCGCCGCAGAACACAUGGGAGGAUGUGGUGGUGGUGGGCGAGGAGAACUUCACCACGCCGUGCUACGUCCAGAUGGACGACGAGGCGUGCCACAUCCUGACCGAGACUCUGGGCACGUACUGCCUGGUGGGUCAGUCGCUCAGCGCGGCCACCACCAAGCGCCUCAAGCUGGCCAUCUUCGGCCCGCUCACGUGCCCCGCCACCGAGUACCACAUUCGGGUCUACUGCCUGGACGACACGCAGGACGCGCUUAAGGAAGUUCUCCAAAUGGAGAAGCAAAUGGGCGGCAAGUUGUUGGAUGAACCAAAGACGCUCAACUUCAGCGACAGCACACACAACCUGAGACUUUCCAUUCACGACGUUCCUCACACGCUGUGGAAAAGCAAGCUGCUGGCCAAGUACCAGGAGCUCUGUUUCCAGCAAGUGUGGGACGGCUCCCAGAGGAACCUCCACUGCUGUUUCACUCUGGAGCGCUUCUCCACCGCGACUGUGGACCUGACGUGCAAAAUUUGCGUGCGCCAAGUGGAGGGGGAAGGUCAGAUCUUUCAGCUGGACACCACGCUGUCUGAGGACUCGCAAAGCAUCGACACAUCCCUGCUGGACCCGGCCAGCAACAUCACCACGCUGGUGGGACCCAACGCCUUCCGCAUCCCCGUCUCCAUCCGCCAGAAGCUGUGCGGCAGCCUGGACGCGCCGCAGACCCGCGGCAACGACUGGAGGAUGCUGGCCCACAAGCUUAACCUCGACAGGUAUCUGAACUACUUUGCCACCAAGUCCAGCCCGACGGGGGUCAUCCUGGACCUGUGGGAGGCGCAGCACUUUCCCGACGGCAACCUCAGCCGCCUGGCCCAAGUCCUGGAGGAGAUGGGACGCCACGACAGCCUCCUCCCCGCCGGCAACGAGCACUGACGUCAUCAAGGCACUUGUUCCUUCGUGUUAUUUAUGGCAUCCGUCGUCAUGGAAACAGGCCUCCACUUAUUCACAGGAAACAAUCCCGCGACGGAUGUUGAGGAAGCAUCUCGGUGUAUGGUCGCCAUGGCAACGAGUUAAACGGACUCAUGUUCUGUGAUAGUGUAGUAUUUAAUAUGAAUAAUAAUCCCAUAUAUGCUUUUGUUUUUGAAAUAAGCGCCAGUGUUGUCUUACACUACUUUGGGCGGUUUUCUAUAAUUAUUGUUUGCCGUCUUGCAUCCCACCAUUUGGUUAAAGAGGGUUGAUAAUGUGGAUUUGUUUUUCAUAUGACUGUUUGUACGUUGUGAUAAAGGAGAUGCUAAGGAGAAGUAAUUAUGUCAAAGAAAGAUCUAUUUUUCUAGGACCAAAUGUUAACAGUACAGUUGCUUUUUGCCAAAUAAUUGACACAUGUGCAAGGCUCACUUUAGAAAGUGAGAAUGCUAUUCAAAUGAAUGAUUGUCGCAUUAGUAAUAUUUGUGAAUGCAUUUUUUUGUAAAGCAGUCUAUGCAAACUUUCUUUUCCCAUGUAUUACAGGUCCUUGUGGGGAUAGCAGUUUUUUUUUUUUUAUCUUAUUAAUUUGUCGUGCGGCUUCGUGAUGCUAGCGUGUGUUAUGUACAAGCGUGGCUCCUUAUCCGGCGUGCCACUCAUCCGGUAAAGCAAUUGUAUAAAGUGUAAGAAAUGUAAUUUUUAAGACUAAUAAUAAAUUAUAUUUAUAUGCAACGCUGACAAAAAUCA